AUGAUAACAGAACUACAAGACAACACGCUGUUACCUAAGAUUUCUGGGGUUGACCUUAUUGCAGCUGAAGCAAAAUAUCACAUGAAAUGCAUGACAAACCUGCGCAACCGCUAUAGAAGUCACUUAACACGAGCACGACAAGAAUCAUGUGAAGAAGAUGAGAAAAUGAAGGAAUCUCAAGCCUUUAUCGAGUUAAACGCAUAUAUCGAGAGUUCUGUUGAGAAUGAGAAGUUAUUUUUUUUGCUUUGUGAGUUGCGUUCACUUUAUGUAAGUCGGCUUCAAACCCUAGGCGUUCAAAAACAAGUGAAUAGAACUAGACUUAAAACCUCGAUACUGGAAAACUUCCCAGACGCUCAAGAGCAAAAUGAUGGAAAGAAUGUUGUUAUAAUUUUCAAGAAAGCCAUACAGGGCAUUGUGAAAGAGGUGGUACAGCAGAGAGACUUCUCAGAGGACGCUGUGAUUCUAGCUAAGGCUUCAGCAAUUGUUCGAAAAGACAUUUUUAGUCAUGAAGGGUUUAAAUUUUCUGGAAGUUUUCCGCAAGACUGCCAAGCGAGAUCUGUACCAGCUAGCCUUAAGUCAUUAAUGUCAAUGAUUUUAAGUGGGGUGAACAUUAAGAACACCGAGGCGCAAGAAUCCCAGCCAUGCUUAACAGUGUGUCAAACCAUAAUUUUUAAUACAAACGCCAAGGAACGUUCAACUGUUCAGUCAAAAACUGGCCAGUCACGGCAUACUAAAUCACGCGAACCACCUCUUCCAUUAUACCUCGGAUUUAAUGUCCAUGCAAUGACCAGAAGUAAGACACUAAUUGCAAAGUUGUACCAGAUGGGACUUUCGGUAUCAUAUCUAAGGAUCAUGGAAUUAGAGGACAUGUUUGCUACUUCCAUCAGUGAGCGCUUUGAAGCGGACGGUUUUGUGGUACCUGCUUGUCUAAAAAAGGGUGUGUUUACCGUUGGAGCCCUUGAUAAUUCAGAUCAUAACCCUAGCUCUAUGACGGCAGCCUCGUCGUUCCAUGGAACAGGCAUUAGUCUUUUUCAGUUACCAACAAUUAGUAAUCCUGGCGAAGAGAGGCCUCCAGUAGCGUUACCGCCACAGGGAACCGGGCAUGCUCUCCCAGAGGAAUACGCAACUGUUUACCCCGUAGAGUUGAACACUAGCAAGGCAGUUGUACCAACGCGUGAUAUGAAAGAAAUAGUUAGUUGCAUGGCUGAAGCGAAACGUAAUGAGGAACAGUGGGUGGUGCAUUCUCUCGAAAAACUUGACGAAGAAUCAGUAACCUCAGGAGAUACGUUGGCUUGGGCAGCAUUUCAUGCUUCGGCCCAGACGGAAGAAGAUCCACCUGCUUUGACUGCACUACUCCCUUUGUUCUACGAAAAGGCGGCGACCCCAGCGAUGGUCAAGCACGGCAUGGAUGUCAUAUGGCAGGCAGUUACCUUUCUAAAUCCGGGCCAGGUUCCUAUCAUCACCGUUGACCAGCCUCUGUUUGCACUUGCGAAGAUGGUCCAGUGGAAGUGGCCAGACUCACAUGGAGAGCAGCGUAUGUAG
Messenger RNA from Paramuricea clavata, 1542 nucleotides. The record is from the annotation of a GenBank genome assembly. NCBI's taxonomy places the organism in Eukaryota, Metazoa, Cnidaria, Anthozoa, Malacalcyonacea, Plexauridae.